Xiphophorus maculatus (southern platyfish) is the source of this 798-nucleotide messenger RNA. RefSeq names its product fatty acid-binding protein, intestinal-like. Gene Ontology annotation, cellular component: cytosol; nucleus. The transcript has 4 exons. Gene Ontology annotation, biological process: fatty acid transport. The record is from RefSeq and is a predicted model, not a curated record. Gene Ontology annotation, molecular function: fatty acid binding. Lineage: Eukaryota; Metazoa; Chordata; Actinopteri; Cyprinodontiformes; Poeciliidae. Bases 62 to 460 code for a protein of 132 amino acids.
GGGCAUUCUCAGUCACACGGUUGUCCCCAGUGCCUUGUAACCAGCAGAGACGCUUGCAGCCAUGGCUUUCAAUGGGACCUGGAAGAUUGACCGCAAUGAAAACUACGACAAGUUCAUGGAGCAGCUGGGUGUCAACGUGGUGAAACGCAAGCUGGGUGAGCACGACAACCUGAAGCUCACUUUUGAGCAAAAUGGGGACAAGUUUCACAUCAAAGAGUCCAGCACGUUCCGCACCAAAGAGAUCGACUUCACCCUGGGCGUUCAGUUUGACUACUCUAUGGCUGAUGGAACCGACCUCGUAGGCACAUGGGUGCUAGAGGGUGAUACGCUGAAAGGGACUUUCAACAGGAAAGAUAACAACAAGCUCCUGAUCACCACAAGAUCACUGGUUGGAGGAGAGCUUGUGCAGAGUUACAGCUAUGAAGGCGUGGACGCAAAACGAAUUUUCAAGAAGCAGUAACCAGGAUCCAGCUGUUUAUACUUGUACUUUUAUAUAGCUCACACAACUUUCUUUUCAUCUUAACAUUAGAGAACAACCAACCCUAAGGUGUAUUCUCAACUCAUUCAUUUUAUCUACCUGAAAAUGUUUUUAUAUAUAUGUACAAAUGCUUUUGGGGAUGAAUCAUUGUAAAGGUGCUGUACUGCCAAUACUUGAGUGAAACAAUAAACAGAAAGGUGUUGCCCCCUGACUUGACAACUGAUGACCUUGACAGACACAUUUUGUACUCCGUGUCCAGUUCUCAGGCCAGGUCAGGAAGUCUAAAUAAAGGGAGCUAAAAGAGCUGUUCCAACUGCAAA